AUGAGUGAAUCCAGCACCAAAUCCAGCCAGCCCUUGGCCUCCAAGGGGGAGAAGGACGUGUCGGAGAAGAGGGGCCGGGGGCGACCCAGGAAGAAGCCACAGGAGCCCAGUGAGGCCCCGACCCCCAAGAGACCCCGCGGACGACCCAAGGGCAGCAAGAACAAGGCCACCCCCAAGGGCAGGAAAGCUGCGGUCACACCAGGGAGAAAACCUCGAGGCCGACCCAAAAAAUCACCAGACUGGGUGAGGGCAGAGCAGGCAGCAAACAGGGGAGAGUGA
Molecule: messenger RNA, 279 nt
Organism: Chaetura pelagica (chimney swift)
Lineage: Eukaryota; Metazoa; Chordata; Aves; Apodiformes; Apodidae
Gene: HMGA1
Product: high mobility group AT-hook 1
Exons: 4
Coding region: 1-279 (92 amino acids)
Biological process (GO): regulation of DNA-templated transcription
Cellular component (GO): chromatin; nucleus
Molecular function (GO): transcription coregulator activity; DNA binding
Source: RefSeq, a predicted model, not a curated record